AUUGUUAUUUGGUGCAAAUUGGGUUCGGAUGUUAUUGUUGAAUCAGACGUGGAGAAACGGUGGCUUUGCCUACGAGAUCACCAGACCCAACACCUUUGGUCUUUUGUCUCUGUGAAAAUGUAAAAAGAAUAGUUUAUUCCGUAAAUAUUACGAAUCUGCAACAUUUGAAACAGCGAAUUUUGUAACGUUCAAAGAAAUAAAAAACUGUGACACGCAGGAAGGGAACGUGACGCAAAACCUAAUUAAAAAAUUACAACUUUGCGUACGAGAAAACGGACAAUGUUUUGAACGAUAUCUCGACUGAAAAUAACUAAAUUCAACGAAAGAUACGCUGAUUAUUUUAUUAUCCUGCGUUUAAUGUAUUUUUCAAUCGUAGUGUGUACCAUGUAAUGGUACAUAGCGGAAAAGAUGGAAAAAUAUAAGCGAGAAAUAUAGGAGAUCAUAAAUUUAAUAAUUUGUCGUGUGGAGAUAAGAUCAUGGAUUUGCUAGGAUCUAUCUUGAAUUCAAUGGACAAGCCUCCUACGAUCAGUGACAAACAAAAGGCAUUGAUGAAAAAGCAAAAAGAGGAGUAUCAGAAGCAUCAAAAAGCAGAAGCCGAAAGGUUAAAACUUUUUCGAGAGAAGGUAGAAGGGAAAAUUAACAAAUUUCUUCAAGAUGACGAUGCAAAGGAAUACAAAUUUCCUCCGAUGGAUCAAAUUCAUAGGAGUAUAAUACACGAUGUUGCCGAAGUAGCAAACAUAUGGGCAUAUUCGUUUGGAGAAGAAGACAUUAACCGUCACAUUGUCAUUUUUAAGAGGGAGUAUGCUCCGUCUGAAGAUCAGUUGAACGUAUUGCGUAGAGGAGAAGAAUGGAACGAAGAAGUAGCAAGAAAAUUAAUAGAGGAGAGAGAAAAACGAGCCGAAGAAGAGCAAGAAGCUGCUGCUAAACCUAGAAAACGAAAAGACACUUUUGUACCAAAUAGUUAUUACAAGGAUAAGUAUCAACAUUUAAUUGGAAAAGAAGCUGCGUUGGCGGCGGCGAGAAAAACAGAGGCCAAUAGUAGUUACGGCUGUGUUCCUAGUGAAAAUAAGAAGGAUCAACGAAGUAUAGAGCAGACAUUGGCAGACAUACGAGCUAAGAAAAGGAAGUUGCAAACAACCAUCGAGGAGUCGGAACGUAUAGACAAACGUCCAAGUAGAACUGUAUAAUAUAUUUAAUGUUCGUUUAAUUUUUGAUCUGUAAAUAUUUCAUAUUAAUUGUAACAGGAAAUCAUA
Frieseomelitta varia is the source of this 1253-nucleotide messenger RNA. Its product is annotated as sperm-associated antigen 7 homolog. The record is from RefSeq and is a predicted model, not a curated record. The transcript has 6 exons. NCBI's taxonomy places the organism in Eukaryota, Metazoa, Arthropoda, Insecta, Hymenoptera, Apidae. The coding region runs from base 477 to 1187 and encodes 236 amino acids. Gene Ontology annotation, molecular function: nucleic acid binding.